CACAAAGUGCUGACAGCCCCAACCUGUGAAUGAUUUAGGCUACGUUUCCUGACUCUUCUUGAACUCUGGAGUUGUCUUUCCUGGUAGCAUCUCCCUCUCCUUUGUGCCCUGGCUGCACAAAUGUGCUCAAUUAGGGUUAACUCAAACUGAAUCAAACUUCAUGCCUGAGGUUGGAAAUCUUCCCAGUCAACUCACCACAGCCACAUAGCAUGGUGGGAGACAAGGCGAGAGGGGAGAUGAACGCUUUUCAGAGAAACGAAUCCAAGGAAACUUUGUUCACUUUUAUUUCUGCAGGAGAUGAUCCCCCCAAAGGAGAUUUCCCUGUUCAGAAAAAAUCCCCGAAACUCUGUGGCUCCAACUACCCCCUAAGCAUUGCCUUCAUCGUGGUGAACGAGUUCUGCGAGCGCUUCUCCUACUAUGGCAUGAGAGCUGUCCUGACACUGUACUUCUUAAGCUUCUUCCACUGGGAUGAGAAUCUCUCCACCGCUGUGUACCAUGCCUUUUCUGCGCUCUGUUAUUUCACACCUAUCAUUGGAGCCAUCAUGGCAGACUCGUGGCUGGGGAAAUACAAGACGAUCAUCUACCUGUCCAUUGUGUAUGUGGUUGGCCAUCUGAUAAAGUCAGUCGGUGCAAUUCCAUCCCUAGGCAACAAGGUGGUUCAUGUGGUCCUGUCUAUGGUUGGUCUGUUUUUGAUCGCCCUUGGAACGGGAGGUAUCAAGCCCUGUGUCUCUGCAUUUGGUGGGGACCAGUUUGAAGAGGAACAUACCUCGGAGAGAAACAAGUUUUUUUCCAUCUUCUAUUUAUCCAUUAAUGCUGGAAGUUUGAUCUCCACGUUUGUAACUCCUGUAUUAAGAGGGGAUGUGAAAUGUUUUGGAGAGGAUUGUUAUGCACUGGCUUUUGGUGUCCCGGCAGCAUUGAUGGUGUUGGCGCUUGUUGUGUUCAUUGCUGGAAGUGGAUUGUACAGAAAAACGCCACCACAAGGGAACAUCUUACUUGAAGUGUGCAAAUGCAUUGGUUUUGCUAUUAAAAACCGGCUGAAAAACCGCUCCCGUGAGAUUCCAAAGAGAGAUCACUGGCUGGACUGGGCAUCAGAAAAAUAUUCGAAGCAGCUGAUUGGGGAGGUUAAAAUGGUGACACGCGUUCUCUUCCUCUUCAUACCGCUGCCAAUGUUCUGGGCCCUGUUUGAUCAGCAGGGAUCCAGGUGGACUUUGCAAGCCACAAAAAUGAAUCCUGAUUUUGGAAUAUAUGUCCUUCAGCCUGACCAAAUGCAGUUCUUAAAUCCACUUCUUAUUCUUGUCUUCAUCCCAGUUUUUGACCUUGGGCUCUACCCCCUGAUAAACAUGUGCAAAUUUAAUUUCACACCUAUUAGGAAAAUGGCAACAGGUAUGAUCCUUGCAGGGGUGGCGUUUGGACUUGCAGCCAUUGUAGAAAUCAAAAUAAAUGAAACUGAUAUGCCUCAACUUGCCCCAGAAGAGAGUUUAAUUCGGGUCCUGAAUUUGGCAAAGAACCCUGUUCAAGUAACAAUCCAAGACCGGGACCUAUUUCAGCAGCCUGUAGGGGCUUUUCAGAACCCAGCUGAGUACUCAAAAUUAAUAUUGAAUGGAGAGCAACAGAACUUUCAGUUCACCCUGCAACAUCAAGGACUGUCUCUUGCUUUUAACUACACCGUGAAGGAAAAAUCAGUAUACAGCUUAAUUGUUUUUGAGGCAGAAGGAAGCCUAUCAAGCCGCUUAAUUACAGACCUGGAAACAAAGCCAGAAAAUGGUUUGACAGCUGUUAGAUUCAUUAAUGGUUUGAGCCAAGAUGUCAACCUCACCAUUGACAGCAAACGGUUCAUUGCUGUUGAGAAAAACUACAGUGCUUCUGGGUACUCGCUGCUAGAGAGGGACAAAUAUAAUAAUGGAAAAUGCAUGACUGAAACAGGAGAAUUCAUCCUGGAACUAGGGCUGCUCGACUUCGGCGCAUCCUACACCAUUGUGAUAACCAACGUUUCUGGAGGUGCUGUUAAGAUAUGGAAGUCAGAAGACAUCAAAGCCAACAAUGUCCAUAUGGCUUGGCAGUUACCACAAUACUUAUUAAUAUCUGCUGGAGAGGUGAUGUUCUCCAUUACGGGUCUGGCCUUCUCCUAUUCUCAGUCUCCAGCCAGCAUGAAGUCGGUGCUGCAGGCAGGCUGGCUGCUCACCGUGGCUGUUGGGAACACCCUUGUGCUUGUUGUUGCCCAGGCUGCACCAAUGGCACAGUGGGCUGAAUUUGUCUUGUUCACUGUUCUCCUCUUUGCUGUGUGCAUUGUCUUCUCCAUCAUGGGAUAUUUCUAUGUCAGUGUGGAUCCAGAGGACCUCCAGGAAAAGGAAGAGAAGAGAGACACCACAAGCAGCGGAAACAUGAUUGGUCUCGUUACUCAGAAAACAAAUUUCUAACACAUCAUGGGUUGCGAUUUUUUUUUUUUAAACUCAGUAGAUGGGAGGGUAAAAGAAGGGUGGGGACAAUGUUUUUUAUCUUAUAGCAUUGCAGUCUUUAUUACUCAAAAUGUAGCCACCUUCUAAAUGGGACCAAAUAGCCCUCUAUAAAAACAAUGGGGGUCCUGAAAUCAGGGCAAAACUCCCUGGGAAAGCUCCUGUGGUAUUAAAAGCCUGUGUAAGUAAAUGCAGUGUAAUUUAAAACCUGCCCAUCUUUUUAAUCAUGGAAUGCUUUCGUAUGAUUUUGUUUUAAACACAUAUUUAGUGCAGCAGGGAGGAAGGGUGGAAGGAAUGCCGUCUGACAGCAAAAUUUGGAGAUCUUGGGAAAAAAGAAUGAAAACCCAGUACAGGAAUUAAGGAAGAAGAAAUGUUACCAACAGAAGAAUUUUUAGUGCUGUCAUCAAGGACUGGAAGUGUUACACACAAUCCCAAAGGAUUUUAUCAUGUAACACUCCUUAUGAGUAUUUCACCCCAUUAUUGCAUGUUAUGACUGGUCCUGAUUUAUGACUUUCGCCUCUAGGCUCAGAAGUAAUAACAGGGAAUUAAAUUCUGCAGGCUAAAAUAUUCCCAAAACACUACUGAAGAAGAUGUGCUUGCUGCCAUCUCUCUGAUACCCAUUUUUUCCGACAAGUUUUUGGCAACUGAUGGCGCUCUUUGAUUAGAUGUGAUUAGAGAAUUGGUUUAGGCUUUUUUAUUUCAGAAAUCCAGGCAGUUAUUUGCCAUCUUCCUAUAUAUUAAGCCUUUAUUGGGCAUUUCCUUUUACAGCACCUGCGACUGCAAGUUAGAAUAUGGUUGAUUUCUUGUCUCAUGCUUUAGUUAUUCCCCACUGGGAGACAUGGUGCAGCAGUUUCUAUAAAAUUCCAGUCAUCUUGCAGUGAAUUAAACAAGGAUGCACUUUAUCAUUUUUUCAGUCUACAAGAGGACAUCAUGGCGUAGGAGAUUUUCAUUUUCUUCUCUGGUUUUGUGUCUCUCUACCAAACUUUGGACACAGCUAUUUUAUCAGAAUUGUGGUAUAAUUGUCUGAUUUUCCUCACAUGCGUGAAGCUGUGAUUUCAUGUUCUGCGUAGAAGUAAUUCAACCAUUGCUGAUCUAGUAAAAUUCCUGAGAGAGUCCCUGCCUUCCUCUAUUGCUCUGAGACCACAAUUGUAACAGGAAUGGCCUAAUUUACAACAAGGCUGUCAACAAGAUCAUCAGGUUCACAGAGAAUAGAUUUUAAAUUAUGCUUUCCUCUUCCAUCUUGGGAUUGGCCAAAGUGGGUACUGAUGCUUUGAUUCAGGCUAUCAGGAAAUACAUGUUUAAUUUCAUUCCUGUUCAGGACAGUGCUAAGGAAUACUCUUAGCUUGACAUCUCUGCUACUUUAAUGUGUCACUUUCUGUGUGUGUUUUCUUGAGUAAGGCUGAGAAAACCCCACUUUUGGUUUAUAACUGGAAGGCUCACAGCCUCUGAUCGUUGCCUUUGCUUCCUCUCCUAAAUGGUCAUGAACUUCUACCACUAGUUCUACAUAAGCUGCUGCCUGCUGUGAAAUAGCAUCUGGGUCUUGUGCCAGAGGGCGUAUUGUGGGCUCAGAUAAGUGACAACUGGCUGUGGGUGUGUGCACAGAAACACUUACUGUGGUUCAGUCGAUGCAGACCCAUUAUUUAAGCUGUGGCGGCUGGAUCCAGGCGGCUGAACCCUGCGACGCAGCGGGGAAAGAAGGGCAUUGAAAGCCAUCUAUUAGGUCAUCCGACCUGCUCCUCAGAAGCCAAGUGAGGAUUAUUCCCUCUGCUCCUUUCUGGUAUUGUUCUCCUGCCGUGAUUCUUUGUGUGGGUUCUUUCUCCUCCAGUUAUUGUUGUUUUCCUAAUCCUGUUUUAUGAUACACUGCGAAUCAGCUCAGAGGCUGCUGAAUCAUUCUGCUAUGAUGCUGUUUGACUGGCUUCCAAUUUGAAGCACUAAUAGAAAGCAUUUCGUCCUCCCCCCCGCAAACAAAACAAAAAUCCCCAAACUGAAGGAAUGGACAGGCUCCAGUAACACUGAACAGACACAAUUUAGAAUUAUUGGGGCAUUUAAUUUUUUAUAAGCCUUGAAUUUGGAAGUAUGUUGAAGUUUGAGGGCAUAUGUGGUGAAGAGACAAUUGAAAAUUAUUGGAGCACUUUCCUUGGGAAGCACUUGGUACAUCACAGCUCAAAGUGGCAUGAGGGAGAGCAAGUUGUCCAGAGGACAUGAUCUUUAAGACUACAUAUGCUCAAGAACCUCUUGAUUUUUAUGUUUUAUUUCCUAACUGGCGGCACUACCAGAAGCUGUCACACACUCUGAGCUUAAUUUAAAGGAAUCAUUCCAAACUCAUAAAAGAUACAUUUAGGAUGUCAUCUGUAUCUGCUUUUUAGACUCCUGAUGCCAAUUUGCCCUUUUCCAAACAUCUCCAUGCUCCAAAUCAUCACCAUAAUGGGGAGGGGGAGGUGGGAGGGGAGUGUGUGUGUGGAAGAAAAAUUGCAAUUCACAGUUGGGGAGGCAAUGAAAAGGAAGGCAGUGCUAUAAAUAAAGUGCUACCAUGAGGCUGGGGGCUGCUCCUGCAGCCCCUCUGGGGAAUUGCUUGCCCAAGGGGGUGUAAGGCUCUGUUCACAUUUCUCUUAACAGCUGACGCAGUUACUUCUUCCCACCUGCUCAUCAUCAGCCAUUGGAAGCUUUGUCCUCCUCCAAUCUGCCUGCUUGGUUGCUGGUGUGAUCCUUCCCCACUGUUUCAGCUGCAGUCGUGAAGCUUUGCUAAUUGGACCCAUUUUUUUGAAAAGCACUAGCAGGUUGGAGGGAUUUCCACUGGGCAUGCUGACAACUAGCCAGGAGCAGGCUGAGGGCUGUAAUGAAGAGCUGCCCUAGCUGUAGCUGGAGAAGGUGGCAAAAUAGCACAUUCAGCACAGCACUUCUCCAAUUUUAGGGCCACAACUCCAUCCUCGGAGCCCUUUCACCAUUUUCAAAUGGACUCAAGACUGGAUCAAAGGUUUAGGACCUGAAUCUGUGGAGCAUUGAGUUUUCUGUAUUUUUCUUCCAUAUAGUCAGCUCAGAGCUGGGAUCAUGCACAGCUCUUAACACUCAGUGUUAGAACAAUACGCCUUAUUUUUCCCAGUUCUUUGAUUUAGGAUUAGAGAGGGAAGCCAAAAUAGUGAUAGUAUGUGUAAAGCUACGUGAAGCUGUAUGGAGAAAUAACAGCCUGCUGCCUGUCUAGCUUCACCUGUCACUGAAACGAGUCUCACCUGUUGGUGGAGUUUGCCCUGGAGCAGAUUAGGGAAAGCUCACACCAGCUGUUUUGGAGGCUGACCUACAGAAAUGAUCAUCUCUAGCUAAGGGAAAGCAAUGAGCUGGGGGGAUCUGUAGGUAUGUUGCUGCACAAGCCUUCAUGGAGACUGCAGGGGGUUGGCUUCACUGUGGAGGUAUGUGUGUUUUUCUGUUUUUUCUGAAGGAUACUUUCUGAUAGUUUUUUUUUUCAUGCAGCAAACUUCCCUUCAGUUGCACUGGAUGUUAUCCAACACAUUUUUUUUAGCAGGUUAUUAAGUGUUAUUUCCAGCUUUGCAUGAGAUAAGCAUAAAAAUAAGAUUUCCAAUUCAGCAAAACAACUUCUUUGCUGUGUAUUCCUUAAAUUUACCUUUUCUUUCUGAACCAGUUGAAUGCCUUUUAGAGCAAGCUGCUCUGUGCAGGUCAAGGAACUUGCAUCUCUCUUUUCUUCCCUCUGCCUUUCCAAAUGGUUUUGAAGGAUUCCAGAAGAUGAGCCCUGGGAGGGCUGCAUGGAACUGGCUUGGAUGCACCUGGUGAGGUCUGGCUAGGCACAGGAGCUGGUUCCUCUCUGGAGACCCAAAUGGGGCUGGGCAAGGUGGCCUGGGGCAGGACUUCUUGGAAGAUGUGGUUUUUCUGAGCAGUGAAAUUUUAGCAAGGGGAUAAUCUCCUCAUCUCUCAGUAUUGAAUUUUUUUUUUUUUGCCUAGCUACAAGAAACACUUCCUAGCACCAGCAGCUUAAACCUGGGAGUUCAGCUCCAUGGCAAAUACCACAGCUGCUGAAUUUUGGAUUAUACCAGACUCUGCAUUUCAUUAUCACUACAUUUGUUAUUGUGAUAUAAUUUUAAAACAGCAUUUAAGAGAUGUUUCUGGUCCCAGAUGUUGAUAGAUCUGGCAGGGCUUUGUAUGUUGAUAGCUGGAUUUAAGCUAGUCUUUCAUGUUAACGUGUGUGAUAAACCUGUCAUGUACAAGUAGAUGUUGCAAGCCCUUUGGAUUUCCCCAGUGCUUUAGUAGAAAAAAAGCAAAUUCUCCAGUAAAGCUGGCUAAACAUGAA
This is a messenger RNA of Calidris pugnax (ruff), 6750 nucleotides long. It is a transcript of the gene SLC15A2, whose product is annotated as solute carrier family 15 (oligopeptide transporter), member 2. Gene Ontology annotation, molecular function: dipeptide transmembrane transporter activity. The record is from RefSeq and is a predicted model, not a curated record. Gene Ontology annotation, biological process: oligopeptide transport; transmembrane transport. Gene Ontology annotation, cellular component: membrane. The transcript is spliced from 22 exons. Bases 210 to 2417 code for a protein of 735 amino acids. Lineage: Eukaryota; Metazoa; Chordata; Aves; Charadriiformes; Scolopacidae.